Messenger RNA from Cervus elaphus (red deer), 1899 nucleotides. RefSeq names its product heparan sulfate-glucosamine 3-sulfotransferase 2 (gene HS3ST2). The coding region runs from base 10 to 1113 and encodes 367 amino acids. NCBI's taxonomy places the organism in Eukaryota, Metazoa, Chordata, Mammalia, Artiodactyla, Cervidae. The record is from RefSeq and is a predicted model, not a curated record. Gene Ontology annotation, molecular function: [heparan sulfate]-glucosamine 3-sulfotransferase activity. The transcript has 2 exons.
CAUGGAGCCAUGGCCUAUAGGGUCCUGGGCCGCGCGGGGCCACCUCAGCCGCGGAGGGCGCGCAGGCUGCUCUUCGCUUUCACGCUCUCGCUCUCCUGCACUUACCUGUGUUACAGCCUCCUGUGCUGCUGCGACGACCUCGGCCAGAGCCGCCUCCUCGGCUCUCCUCGCUGCCUCCGCGGCCCCGGCGCGGGCGGCCAGAAACUUCUCCAGGAGUCCCGCCCCUGCGAUCCCUCGGGCCCGACGCCCGGCGAGCCCGGCGCUCCCAGCGCGCCCGCCGCCGGCGCGCCCUCCCCUCGCCUCUCUGGGUCCAACCACUCCGGCUCUCCGAAGCUGGGUACCAAGCGGCUGCCCCAAGCCCUGAUCGUGGGCGUGAAGAAGGGGGGCACCCGCGCCGUGCUGGAGUUUAUCCGCGUGCACCCGGACGUGCGGGCCUUGGGCACCGAGCCCCACUUCUUCGACAGGAACUACGGCCGCGGGCUGGACUGGUACAGGAGCCUCAUGCCUCGGACCCUCGAGAGUCAGAUCACACUGGAAAAGACUCCCAGCUAUUUUGUCACUCAAGAGGCCCCUCGCCGGAUCUUCAACAUGUCCCGAGACACCAAGCUGAUCGUGGUCGUCCGGAACCCCGUGACCCGCGCCAUCUCGGAUUACACCCAGACGCUCUCCAAGAAGCCAGACAUCCCUACGUUCGAGGGCCUCUCGUUCCGCAACCGCACGCUGGGCCUGGUGGACGUGUCCUGGAACGCCAUCCGCAUCGGCAUGUACGCGCUGCACCUGGAGAGCUGGCUGCGUUACUUCCCGUUGGCUCAGAUCCACUUCGUCAGCGGUGAGCGGCUCAUCACCGACCCGGCCGGCGAGAUGGGGCGCGUCCAGGACUUCCUGGGCAUCAAGAGACUCAUCACGGACAAGCACUUCUAUUUCAACAAGACCAAAGGAUUCCCUUGCUUGAAAAAAACAGAAUCGAGCCUCCUGCCUCGAUGCCUGGGCAAAUCCAAAGGCAGAACUCAUGUACAGAUCGACCCUGAAGUGAUAGACCAACUCCGGGAAUUUUAUAGACCAUAUAAUAUUAAAUUUUAUGAAACUGUUGGGCAGGACUUCAGGUGGGAAUGAGCCAAGGAGAUUCAGGGCUCUUCCACUAGUCUCUUCCAUGAGGUUUGCCCUGAAGGCCUCUGACCCUCUUCCCUCAGCGAAUCCAGGCUCCAGCCCCUCUUCCCUUCUUGGGUUCCAUCCUCUUGGAAUGGGGAAGUCCAGCUAAAGGCCAAGAGACCAGUGUGUGUGUAUGGGGCGGGGGGGAGGGGGUCCCUGCCACUAGCUCUCCCCAGUCUGUCCAGGCAAAGUUGAUCUAUUUCUGGCAUGUCCAGUCAGUUCCUAAUAGUUUCCUUUCAGCCCAUAAGAGGCCUUGGGAAAUUGUUUUAGGAAGCACAGAUCUUCUGAUUAUAGAUACAUAUUAUAAGUGGUAAUGGUUCUGUUGCUAUGAACAAAGCAGUCUGUUCCGUCACCAUCCACCCUGGAGCAGCUUUGUUAAUUCCGAGUGGCAUGUACCUCCCUUCUGAGCUUAACUCUCUGGAGCCGCCCUGGGUGAUGGAUGGGGACCAGCCUCAUUCUCCUGACCUUAGCAGCUCGUGCAGAGAUUGUGGAGCUGGAAGUGUUCCUCCUGGCCACCCUUAGGAUACAGACCCUUUGCUGAUGAAAUAAACCAGUGAUUUCAAAGCCUGUGGUUUCAACUCUGCUUGAAGGGGAACUGUCUUUGAAAAACACCCUGUGAUCCUCCCUGCUCCCUGUGGACAAAAGCACAUAAUUCUGCUGUUACGGGUACUUUCCUCACGCGAGCUUUCAUGUUCAGCAUGCAAUGGAAUCAUGCUUGUCCAUGUGAAAUAAAUACGGCUCUCUCGUGUC